CAUUUUCUUGAGCCGCCUGUCUCGGGUGCCGCCAUGUUGGUGAGGAGAAAUCACCGUUACGGCCACUGUCCAAAUCCCCGCGUCGCUGCACGCCGCCCGCCCGCCCGCUCCCACGCCACAGCCACCGGCGGCGAAUAGAGACUAGAGCGGCAGCGCCGGCAGCGCGGGGCCGUUGCCCAGUGUUUGCAGUUAGAGCCCCAUCUCUCUGGCGUGGUUGUUAAUAGACUGGAAAGUCUGUGUCUGUGUCGCUCACUAGUAACCGUGAGUUUUUACCACUUCGUCACCUGUCGGCGGCGGCCGGGAGCAGGUACCCGCAGGCGGCGCAGGGGUCCUCCCCGCGCCCCGCCGCCGCCGGCCUCGCAGACCUGCCCUCCAGCCCCGCCCCGUUCUUGACCAAACAUGACAGACUCUGAACAUGCAGGGCACGACAGAGAAGAUGGUGAGUUAGAAGAUGGUGAAAUAGAUGAUGCAGGAUAUGAAGAAACACAAGAACAGGAAACAAAAGAGGAUGAAAAGCAGAAAAAUGAGAAAGCCUACAGAAAAUCAAGAAAAAAACACAAGAAAGAAAGAGAGAAGAAAAAAUCCAAAAGGAGAAAACGUGAGAAACAUAAGCAUAAUUCUCCAUCUAGUGAUGGUAGUUCAGACUACAGCCUUGAUUCAGAUGUCGAACAUACAGAAAGUUCCCAUAGAAAAAGAAGUGGUUUCUACAGGGAUUAUGACAUUCCAUUUCCUCAGCAUGGACAUAUAUCAGGAAGCUACAUGACAUCAAAGAAGGGUCAACAUAACAAAAAAUUUAAAAGUAAAGAAUAUGAUGAAUACAGUACCUACAGUGAUGACAACUUCGGUAACUACAGUGAUGACAACUUUGGUAACUACGAUCAGGAAACAGAGGAAGAUUUUGCCAGUCAGCUAAAACAAUACAGACAAACUAAAGAAACCUCAAAUACUACUUUAGGGUCAUCAUAUUCUAAAGAACCAGGGAAAAAACAGAGAAUGAAAGGAGUUCAGCAAGGUAUUGAACAAAGGGUUAAAAGUUUUAAUGUGAGUCGUGGACGUGGUUUGCCGAAGAAAAUUAAAAGAAAAGACCGUGGAGGAAGAGCCAAUAAAGGCCCUAAUGUAUUUGAUGAUUUUCAAGAGUACAGUAAACCAGGGAAGAAAUGGAAGGUUAUGACUCAGGAAUUUAUUAAUCAGCAUACAGUGGAACACAAAGGAAAACAAAUCUGUAAAUACUUCUUGGAAGGGAGAUGUAUUAAGGGAGAUCAGUGUAAAUUUGAUCAUGAUGCAGAGUUGGAGAAGAGAAAAGAGAUCUGCAAAUUUUAUUUACAAGGAUAUUGUACCAAAGGAGAGAACUGCAUUUAUAUGCAUAAUGAAUUUCCAUGCAAGUUCUACCAUAGCGGAGCAAAAUGUUACCAAGGAGACAACUGUAAAUUUUCCCAUGAUGAUCUGACUAAAGAAACAAGGAAACUUUUGGACAAAGUGUUAAAUACUGAUGAAGAACUUAUAAAUGAAGAUGAGCGAGAAUUAGAAGAACUUAGAAAGCGUGGCAUAACUCCUCUUCCCAAGCCGCCUCCAGGGGUUGGGCUUCUGCCAACCCCCCCAGAGCAUUUUCCCUUUUCUGAUCCUGAAGAUGAUUUUCAGACAGAUCUCUCUGAUGAUUUUAAGAAAAUUCCAUCUCUUUUUGAAAUAGUUGUAAAACCUACUGUGGAUUUAGCACAUAAAAUUGGGAAGAAGCCACCAGCAUUUUAUAACAGUGCCUCACCUCCAGGACCACAAUUUCAGGGAAGCAGCCCACGCCCUCAACAUAUUUAUAGUUCUGGGUCAAGUCCAGGUCCUGGACCUAAUAUGUCUCAGGGACGCAGUAGUCCUGUGAUGCACCCAGGCUCCCCUGGACAUCACCCAUGUUCAGGACCUCCUGGUCUACCAAUGCCGCAGAGCCCACCUUUACCACCUGGUCCACCAGAAAUUGUAGGCCCUCACAAUCAAGCUGGAGUACUUGUUCAACCUGAUACACCUUUGACACUACCAAAUAUGGGUGGGGCUUACCAGUCUCCAGGCUUUCCAGGACACGUGAUGAAGGUACCCAGAGAGAAUCACUGUUCUCCAGGUUCAUCAUACCAGCAAAGUCCUGGUGAAAUGCAGCUCAACACCAAUUAUGAGUCCCUACAAAACCCAGCUGAGUUUUAUGAUAAUUACUAUUCACAGCAUGCUGUACAUAAUUUUCAGUCACCCAGUACCUCAGGUGAUGGGAUGUGGCAUGGUGAAUUUGCCCAGCAGCAGCCUCCUGUUCUUCAAGACUCACCUAACUGUGGGAGUGGGUCUGACAGCAGCAGCAACAGGACAGGCCAUGGCCCUCUACCUGCACCAGGGCUCCUCCCUGCAGUGCAGAGAGCUCUUUUUGUCAGACUUACUCAGAGAUACCAAGAAGAUGAGGAACCAACCAGCAUCCAACCUCAUAGGGCACCAAGCAAGGAAGAAGAUGAUACAGUUAACUGGUAUUCCAGUAGUGAAGAAGAAGAAGGAAGCAGUGUCAAGUCAAUACUGAAAACAUUACAGAGACAAACAGAAUCUUUAAGGAAUCAGCAACAACCCUCCAUAGAACUCAGCACUCCCACUGAUCCAAGACUUGCUAAAGAGAAAAGUAAAGGAAAUCAAGUGGUUGACCCUAGACUUAGAACUAUCCCAAGGCAAGACAUUAAAAAACCUUCUGAGUCUGCUCCACUGGAUCUUAGACUUGCGUGGGAUCCCAGGAAAUUAAGAGGGAAUGGAAGUAGUCAUGUAGGCUCAUCUGUCGGUGGGGCAAAGUUUGAUUUACAUCAUGCAAAUGCUGGUGCUAAUGUCAAACACAAAAGAGGAGAUGAUGAUGAUGAAGAUACAGAAAGAGAACUGAGAGAAAAAGCUUUCUUAAUACCUUUGGAUGCUUCACCUGGUAUAAUGCUCCAGGAUCCAAGGUCACAAUUGAGACAGUUCAGUCACAUUAAAAUGGACAUUAUCUUAACCAAACCCAAUUUUGCAAAACACAUCGUGUGGGCUCCAGAAGACUUACUUCCAGUACCUUUACCUAAACCCGAUCCAGUAUCUUCAAUCAAUUUACCUCUGCCCCCACUUAUAGCUGACCAGAGGCUCAAUAGGUUAUGGAAUACAAAAAGUGCUCUUCAUCAAAACACAGUGUCUAUUGAUCCAAAAUUAGCAGCUAAAGCCAAAAUUAACACAACAAACAGAGAAGGCUAUCUAGAACAAUUUGGAGACUUACAUAGUUCAGGAAGUAAAUUAGGAGAUCCUAGGCUGCAAAAAAAUUUUGAUCCUAGGCUUCACAGACUGCCCAGUACAGAGUCUCAUCAAAUGGUUAUGAAGGAUUCACAUACAUCAAAGGGUACCCCUCAUUUAGCCAGAUCAAACCCUGGUUCAUCACAGUCCUCAGGGGCAGGAACAAGCAAUUCUGGUCCUGGGGCUCUGCCUCCAUAUGCCCCUAAACUCUUGUCUUCAGCUGGCCUUCCACUGGGAACUCCAAGUUCAGUUCUUGGUGGUAUUAGUUUGUACGACCCUAGGGAUCAUAGUUCAUCAUCUGCAUCAGAGCUAGCAACAGUUUCUUUAGGAGAAAAUGCAGAGAACCAGAAAAAAAGUAGUGGUUUAAAAAAUAGUGACCAAAAUGAGCCUUCUCCUGGAGAAGCAAUCCUGCCACAGAAAACCACUCCAAAUGUGGAGGUCACACCUGAUGGGCCAGCUGACCCGCAGGCAGACAUUCUCAGGAGUUCUGGUAAGGUUCAGGUCCCAGCAGUGCACAGUCUUCCCAUUCAGGCAUUAACAGGCUUAAUUAGGCCCCAGUACAGCGAUCCGAGGCAAUCAAAGCAGCCAGGACAGGUGAGCCCGACACCAGAUAAUGACCCCAGUAAAGAAACAGAUGAUAAAUCUCUGAAAGAGGUUUUUAAAACUUUUGAUCCAACUGCUUCACCAUUUUGUUAGCUAUUGUGUAAUUAAGCAAUUCUUUUCACUCUUGUGACUAUUGCAGUCCUCUGCUGUUUUGUAACUCGUUUACCUCUUAUAGUUUAUUUAUUUUUAAAUUAUAAACACUUUUCAGCUGCUAGUAUCAGAACCACAUGAAGUUAUAGCCUCUAAAGUCUGUGGUAUUUUAUAUAAUAUUUUUAUAACUUUAAGAGACUGUAGGAAUUGACAUAAAAUCUUAUCAUGUUCACUUCCGUUACAUAUUUAUUGUAAAUAAAUCAUCAUGAACUCAACACUCUGCCUGAAUAUAUGCCAGUUGUCUUUCAUAAUCAAUGUUUAGAUAAAUUAUUGCCACUUUUAUAUGGUUGUUUAGUUUCAAGCAAUAUGAUGUACAUUACUUUUGAGAAACAGUAUUUUGACUAGGACCCUCUCUAUUUGUCAGCACAGAACUGAUUAAUAUGUAAUGCUAAUUGCUAACUAAAAUGUAAAAUGAAGUAAACAUUUUAAAAUCACAGUUAGCAAAGCAGUUCAUGUUUAAGGGCAUCACUUUAUUAGUAUUGGCAAUAUUAUUUGUGUAAAUGAAGCAUUUGAAUGUCAUAUCUUUUAAAAGUAUUUUAUUGUAUACUGUAUCAUAUUAUAGAAGUUGGAGAUACACAAGUAUAAAUAGAAUGUUUUGCUAAAGUAAAAAAUUCCCAAUUUCUCUAACAUAUCUUUUUAAAUUUAAUUUUUCAUAUGAAAUAGUUAUGAGUUACGACUGUGUUACAUUGUGAUGUUUAUGUAUUUCAGUGUUUUUGUCUUAAGCAGCAUAAUUUAUACUAGUUUUCAAAUGACGUAGCUGCAAUAAUUGUAUUCAUUAUGACUUCGGUGAUUUUUAACGAAAUUUUAAAAGAUCCAGUGAGAGUCUGUAGUAAUUAUUACACUGAUAAUGUUUUAAAUGUCUAGGUUCUAUAUUUUUUUCUUAAAUAGCAAGAAAACACGGAGGUUACAGGUAUGGUCAACUGUAUUUGGCUACCAAUAAAGAAUCUCUUUCAGAUUUCACCUGACUGGUGUUCUAUAAUAGAGGGGAUUAUUUGGUGUUUUAAGUAUUUAAUGUCCUCAUUGUUUGGAAGUCUCCUAAAUUGAUUAGAAAUUGUAUUUUAUGAGAAUAACUUGUAUUCAUUCUUGUGUAUUUAUUGCAGUAUAUAAAUGUCCUAUAUAUAUCAUUUAUAACUGAAACUAAGUAUUACACUGAUACUAGUAUCUUGAACUGGAGGUAUAGGACAAUAUUUGCUGAUAAUAACUCCAAUAAGUAACUUGAAGGAGCAUUUCAUUAUAAAAUGUAAUGAAAGUAGGUAAUGAAAAUCUGUCCUUGGAUGAUGAAAACAGCUACACUUGGGAAGUGAUUUUGAAAAUUAUACAGCAAAAUAUUUCUGUGGGAACCUAACACUCAGAUAGCAUAUGGUUUAUUAAUAAUGCAUAUCGUUUCUAUUCACUUCUUUACUUUUUACUUUUUUUUUAGCUUUGAUUCUGUGCUAAAAUACAAUUAAGUGAACAAGAGCUCUUCUUAAGAAGUUCAUUGUGUUCUAAGUGGAAGGACAGUUACUCAAGGGCAUGUGACUUCUUAGUGUUUACACUUCGGUUACAUUUGUCUGAUAUGGCUCUGGAUAACAUUUUUGGGUUAAAAAGUACAAUUUAAAGCCACUGUAGAAAGUAUUUUCUGAUUUACUAUCCAAACUAACUUUAUUGUUAAUUGAAAAGUUAAUAAAAUGGAUAUAAUUGACAUAAAAAGUAUCUAUAUAUAUUCCAAAGUAUAAUUUACUCUUUUGUCAGGAGAAAAUCAGUAAAAUUGCUGAAUUUUAAUAAUUAAAUCAAAAAUAUUAGCAAACUUUAAUUCAUUCAUGUAUUUUAUAAUUAUUGUGUAAUGCUAUUUACAUUUUAAACAUCAUAUAAAAAAGAUAAUUUGGCUUGUUAAAGAUCAAAAUAGAAUACAGAUGCUUAACAGAAGAUCUUUUUUACUACUAAAAAAUAUCAAAAUAUUAAAAAGUAAGGUUUAAAAGCCAUUAGUGAAAAUUAUGUAAUUAAUGUUUAUUAAGUAUUCUAGAGUUCCUGUUAUAUCAGCUAGUGUCCUAGAGGCCAUUUUACAAGAAAAUUUGGACAUAGUUUCAAAUUUGACAAUGUAUUUUAUGUAAAAAUAUUUUAUUCAUGUUUAAAAUAAUGAUUGUUAUUUAUCAUGCAGCUUUUUUAUUGAGAUAACAUUAGCUCACAGGAUGUUCUGUCAUAUCCUGUCAACAUAGAUUAUUUUAUUCUUUUUGCCUGUUUUCUCACAAAAAUUGAAUAAGUAUCCAUUUUCUCCCAAUGAAUAAGUCUUUUUUAAGGUGAACUGAUGUUUUUAGAAUCCAUGUACUCUAAAACAUGUAAUCCAUGUUUGUAGAAUCCAUCCAAAUCCUUGAUUUACGCUAUUACACAGAAAUGAAGUUAUGACCCUUUUCUUAGAAACCACACAUUUAGAGAUAACAGAAAUAAUGAGUCUUAAAUUAAGAGUUUGGAUAGGCUCAUCAAUCGAGAUGUAACUUAACUAUUCAUACUGGUUUGUGCUAGAAAUUUUAUGCCUGUUUAUUUUGAUGUUGAAUAGAGUGGGAUCAGGGUGUUGAAUUGGAAUACCUAGAAGAUCAUAAUAGUUUAGAUUAAGCAACUUUCUCAUAUCUUGGUUAGAACCUCAUUCUGAACUUUGAAAACAAAUCAAAUGUUGGAGUGAUUUCAAACUCUGUUUCAACAAUUGGGUCUGUUUUUUUAUGGAUCCUGUUUGUUUCCCAGCUGAAUGUUCUAAACCUCAGAAUUAGCCUGCACCCAAAACAGCCUCAUUGUGAAAUGAUGUUUGCUUAGGUUUCUGUUUGUCCUUUAAUUUGCCAUGGACUUUAAAUAAAUAGUGUCCCUUGCUAGUCCUACUUUUAAUUUUAAGAGUGGAAGACUAGCUGAGUAGUAAAGAAAUCCUGUAUGAACUUUCAGCUUGCUGAAAUUAAUUAGAAACAGAGGGAGAGAAGGAGAACUUACAAGGGCUAGAAAUUUAAAGACAAUUCAUAUUUUUGUUCUGAAUUGAUUUCUAGGCAGAUUAUUUCCAUAUCUAGCUCCUUAUCUAUGAAAUUGGAUUAAUUUUGAUUGAUCACAGAUUUGAUGUAAGGAGUGAAUUAUUUUUGUAAAGUAUCUGUAAAUAUAUAAUUACUUUAUAACUUUUAUGAACAUAAUCGUUACACUCCCAUUAGGGUGCAUUGAAUUGUACAAAUUCCAAAACAACAUGAUAUGGUUUGUGUAGUUUAGCAAUUUUAUGAAAUUUCUGAUAUGAUGAACACUGAAGAUGCAACAGUAGAAUUGCCUGAGAUGUUGUUUCAAUGAAUAUUAACCCAUCAAGUUAGCAAUUUCCUUAAAUAGGUGUAUGUCAAAAAAACACAAGACUUUCCUACCUUAGAGCUGUAUAGAUUUGUAAUGUCUCUUCAAGAUCUGACUUCUUUGCCCAUUUUAUACAGAUUACAUAUUGAUGGAGAGUUAAAAAUGCUAUGACAGUCCAUGUUGCAUGGUGUGUUUGUUUAAAUCAUAGCAUGUGUGGGCAAAGUAGCCAACUCAUUCAAAAUAAGGGCCAUUGGCCCUUAGAAACAAGAGAUAUAUUUACUCCCACCCUUUAAUGUAUAUUUCUGCAGGUAUGUGAUAUUGAAGACUUUCUGAGUGACCACUUGCUUGAUAAAGGUGUCAUUUGCCUUUACUUAAUGGCAACUAGAAGUUAGGAAGUUCCUAAGGACCAAAAUGUAAGCUCUUACAGGGGCUGUCAAAGUCUUUGCAUUUGCAAGAUGCAGAAUAUUAGGGUGGAGCUGUUUCCCCUGAGUUCACCCUUCUGUCCUGAGAGCUACACCUUGGAAGGCUGGUCUGUGCUGAAGGCUGUACCUCAGAGGGAGGGUCUGCAGUCAUGCAGUCCACUGAUAGGGCCCCGUAAUCUUCAAUAAUUAGCAGUUCUGUGAAUUUCUAAGAGAAAGAGUUGUAAUUAUCUUUUCAGAAAUGAUUUGGCAGUACUUGAUAAUCUUCAAAAUUAAGGCCAGUAGAACCUACAAACAUUUGUAAACUAUAAUUAGGUUAAAUAAGACUUAGUUUAGGAAAUCUAAGCCUUGACGUGUAACCAAAUAGAGUCUGUAUGUUUAAAGCUGUUUUCCUCACUUAAAGGGUAUGAUUUAGCACUAUGUAAUACCUUUUCCCCAAGCAUUUUAAUGUGAUUUGGAGAAUGAGUUUCAGUGGCUACCACUUUAUUACUGAAGUUUCGUGUUUGAGUAUGUUUUUUUAAUCAGCAGUAUCUGCCAAUUAUAACAAAGCCCUAAUUAACCUGCCUUUCUUAGAAAGGAUUCAGACCUAAAAAAGGACUUUAGGUUAAUAUGAACAUAGUACUUAUAAUUUUUAAUUUUUAAAUAAGAAAUAAAAAGCACAUUUUAGCCAUAGUUUAUGCUGGUGGAGGCAGGACCUAUAUAUAUCUCCUAAUUUUUAUAUUUCUCCAUAGCAACAAGCCUAGUUCUGGGCACACAGUACAUGCUUUCGUAACUGCUUGUUGAUUGCUUCCUGACAUUCAUGCAAAUAUAGGUUUUAUGGGUGCUAUCGUCUAUUAGAACAGAUGAGGCAGAAGCAUUCCACGACCCCAUUAGAAAGAGUGCAACUUAUUGAUUAUACCUCGUUCAGUAGACACAGAGAGCCCACCUGCUCUUUUUUUGUGCCUGCUCCCACUCCCAAGCAAUGUGAAGGCAGCGUUAUAGCAACUUUACUUAGGGGCUAAAUGUUUCUACAAUAAUUUAUAACUCUAGGAGCCCUCCAGACUUACAAGUUAGCUCUACUUACUCCAUGAUGGAAGCUUGGAUAGAUCAAUAAUUUAUUCCGUUAGAUCUAUGAAGGAUUCUUUCUGUAACCAGAAAAGGAACUACAGAGAGUCUUAUAUAUUUAUUUUUAAAUAUAUUUCUCAAUUUCCUCCUUCAUAUUUCCCUCAAAAUAGCCAAAAUGAUGAGUUCACUAAUCUAGUGAGUUAUCAGUAACAUUUAAAAUUUCUUUUACCCCAACAUCAUGAACAGUAAUUGAUCCUUCAAUUUAUGAUUUGAUUCUAAUUUUGGAUCUCAUGUCUGGUCUUUCGAUGCUCUUCAUUACCCUUUGGAAUAGAACAAUCGUGCUACUGUUAGCAAAAUCAUUGUAGGCAUAAAGAAUAUCUGUUUCUUAAUCUCAAUUAAGAUUGUGAGUUCUUGGAGUAGUAUUUUAUAGCAUUGUUUAUUCUUGGGUCUCUUCUUUUUUAAACAGAGUUUAUAAGAAAAAUGUGAAUAAACAGCUAAUUAUAGCAUUUUAGAAAAUAUCAUUCAUACUUCUUGGCUCAUUACUGAUUUUAAUACCUUUACAAGUAUUAAGUAUUAAUAAUAAAAUUUGCAUUAGCUAAUGUUUUAUCAGAUCUGAUCUGUAAUUUAUUACAAAGCAAUUAAAUAUAUACAGGCCAAUUUUUAAAAAAUUAACCAUGUUGUUCCCAAACCUUCAUUACCACCACCAUCUUGAAAUUAUUUGUCAAUGAUAGGCCAUACACUUUAUAUACUUUUUAAAUAGAGAAGGUGAAAAAUGAUAAACUAACCACUAUUAAAGGAAAGAGGUUUUAGUCCCACUCUUUAUAGGCAUUUGCCCUCCAAAUGUUUGAGAGGGAGAUCAAAUGAGACAGAAGAAUAUCUUUCCAAGAGGUAGAAUGAUAUUUCCUUAUUAAAGUGACAAUCAAGAGUCAUUUGUGUACUUACUUGCCAAAGUUUAAAAAUUUUUUUACAUUCUUUACCCUAAACCUGCUGCCCUAUCCAGGAUUCAGAAAGGGCUCAGUAUAGAUUCAGGGCUCCAGGGCCCAGGUCCUCUUGUUUUUAGUCUAGGGCUUCUGUGCCUGCAGUCUAGGCAGGGCAUCAACAGCACCUGUGCUCCAGGAUGCAAUGUGUGUGUGUGUGGUGUGUGUAGGGGUGCGGAGGAGGGGCGUCCAGACUUAUGAUAGCCCGUUUUCUAUCAGAGAACCAUCCAUGGGCUGAAAUCCAGGUUAUGCUUAUUUCAUAUGAAGUGUUUGGGUUUUUUUUCAACUUUGCAGUAAUAUUUCAGUUCCCCAAGUUGUAUCUAAAAUGCUGGGGAGAUACUGCCUUGACUAUCUCACUAUGGAAGAUUUUAGUAGAUACCAAUUUAAUAGACUAAAUUGUUAAAUUACUAUCUGUUCAAAAAAUACCAGCAAGGGGCAUACUUUGCUGAAUUGAUAAAUUAUUUUAUUAAGGACUAGCAAAUCACUUGGUAAAAUCAGGACUACCUUUUUUCCCCUUCUAAUUUACUAAUAAAUUUUGCAAUUUGCAUUCUGUUGUUGCAAGUUUCUGUAAUUUUUUUUCUGUGAUACCUUUCUAUUGUCUGAAUUUAAAUAAAAAUGUUUCUAA
Microcebus murinus (gray mouse lemur) is the source of this 10367-nucleotide messenger RNA. NCBI's taxonomy places the organism in Eukaryota, Metazoa, Chordata, Mammalia, Primates, Cheirogaleidae. The record is from RefSeq and is a predicted model, not a curated record.